AUGGACAAGUUGAACCUCCAGCAGAAGGCGCGUACAGCGCGCAACAGGCUCGCUGAAGCCGUGUCGCGAGGGAACGGUACCGGAUCGCUAGCUGUUCCACCCUCCACGCUCGCGAUCAACGACAACGCUAGUACCACUGGUGUGAAUGAGGGUUUCCCAGGACAGUCUGCUGCACGCGACUUUGCAGUCCCUGAACGCAUGCCAGUACCACAACCAAGGAUUGAACCUCCUACUUCUCUGCAGUCUUCGGUGGAUGCAGGCAAGCGCGUGCCUGUACCUCCUCCCAGAGAUGCUCGACCGCCGAACAAACGAGGGAUGUCAUCUCCUUUGACACCUCAAAGAGCGAGGAGCAACUCGGCGCCGCAUCGCUCACCUGUUCAGCAACGUGGAUUGCCUCAGCAGCAAAACAGUCCCCACAGCCGCCCAUCACCAGGUUUCCGCCAAGCUAGUAUUGGGAUUCGACGAAUGCCUUCCUCAAUCUCCCUAAACCAAUAUGCACAAGCUACGAAUCCCUCUUCACAGCGACUCAGCCAACCUCUGGACACCUUGGAAGAAGGUCGCGAACUUGGAAGGACGCCAUCAGCAUCAAGCGGAUCGACACUCACUCAGCCCGAGCCCAGUAGACUAAGGAAGGCCAGAAGCGCCAUUCAGACAAGAGUCUCUUUCUGGAACAGUCCCAGCGCCAAGGAGAAGGAGAAGUCGCCUGAGCCAUUCGACUCGUCCGCGCAGAACCCUGCAGACGAAGGCAUGAACUACACAUCAGACAUGGUAGAUGUGUUGGACACUCUUGAUCCUGAGAUCGCGACCUUGACAUCUUUGACGAACUUGCAGAACUCCUUGUUCGUGCCAAACCUGCCCUUCUUUAACCGGCGGCCGACCUACAACCUUCGACGUGCUCCAAGUGAGACUGCGAGUAUCGAAGAGAUCAACCGUAUUCUGGGACCAGCACACGCAGCCCAAGCUGAGAGUGAGCUUCAGCCUCCCCCAAGGUUGCAGCGAACGGAUACGGAGGGCACAACAACAACGCUAGCGACCAUCGACUCGCAGCUGAGCGACUCUCGAUAUGCCGUGCUCCCACCUGGUACUUCACUAGAGGGUUGGAGCAGGCAGGACAAGGCUGAGGUCAACGACCACGUCCGGCACAUGCUCCACUCGAAGCGCUCAAAGUUCAAGCGCUCGAUGAGAGGAUUCGGGCAGUACGUCAGGAGACCUCUGGGCUUCCUGGUCACGCUCUACGCGACACUCAUCACCCUCUUUGGUCUGGCUUGGGUGCUCUUCCUGAUCGGCUGGAUCAAUGUUGGAGGUCGACAGAUCUACGUCGUUCAUAUCAUAGACAGUGUUCUGGUCGCUCUUUUUGCGAUUGUAGGAGACGGUCUUGCGCCUUUCCGCGCGAUCGACACGUACCAUAUGAUUUACAUCGCUCAUUACCAUCACUACACCUGGUCGCGCCGGAAGAAGGAUAUGCUACCAGCACUACACGAUCAGAACGAUCUGCCAUCGACGAACGCGCCCAUCACUGGCCCUCGGACGAUCGACCCUGGAGAUCCGGAGAAACAGUGGGAGUUUACUGUCUUGACACCAAAGCAGCAGCAGAAGCUUGAGCAUCAUCAAGAGAAGUUCUGCAAGUCGCACUCCUUCUACAAGCCUCAUGAGACAGAGACGCACUACGCCUUCCCACAACGUUUCCUUGUUGCCAUCGUUGUUCUCCUCGACUGCCACUCCCUGCUCCAGAUCUCCCUCGGAGCCACCACUUGGGGCAUCUACUACAAGCAUAGGCACUUCGCCAUCACAACCGUGAUCCUGAUUUGCUCCAUCACUUGUAACGCCACCGCUGGACUGCUCAUCUGGCUCGGCGACAAGCGCACCAGGAAGACAGACGUGCUCGAGCGUAUGAACAGGCAAGAGCUUACGGAUGAAGCGAUCAAGAAGGUUGAGAAGAAAAAGGGGCGUGAGAGUGAGAGCGAAGGCGACGAGCUUACUAAAAACGAGCGGAAAGGACGUUUGAGUCUCGAUAUAAUCAGGAAGAAGACGCAAGGCAGCAGCAGUGGGAAGAGUGGAAAGAGCGCCGAGCCCCAGCCUACGGCGCAAAAUCCGUACCCCUGA
Messenger RNA from Didymella exigua CBS 183.55, 2103 nucleotides. RefSeq lists its product as uncharacterized. Bases 1 to 2103 code for a protein of 700 amino acids. The transcript has 3 exons. The record is from RefSeq and is a predicted model, not a curated record. Lineage: Eukaryota; Fungi; Ascomycota; Dothideomycetes; Pleosporales; Didymellaceae.